UUUACCCUUAAACAUAUUCUCUUUCAUUUUUCCACGCGCUCUGUUUUCUUCUUUCUCUCUGAAAACCCUAGCGCCGCCGUCGAACCACCUUCUGCCUCUUCCUCCGUCACCUCACCUCCAAUCGAAGAAAGGAGUUCAUUUUUGUGUUCAUCAUCACGUGACCUUUAACCUGAACCAGUUUGAUUUUUGUAUUAGACAAUGUCAGUUUAGAUGCAUUAUACGACUCCGUGAACGGAGGUGGCGAUGUUUGGAUCAACGAGAAUCGCUUCCGCAUCUUGCGUCAGCUCGGAGAAGGCGGCUUCGCUUACUACCUCGUCAAGGAAACUCCCAACGACUCUCCCGCCGGUGGCCUCGCCAAUAAAGUCAAAGACUUCUCUCAUCUUUCCGAUGAUGGAACUUAGACUAUGAAAAAGGUCCUCAUUCAGAACAAUGAGCAGUUGGAGUUGGUUAGGGAGGAGAUACGUGUCUCGUCACUGUUUAGUCAUCCGAAUCUCCUGCCGCUUCUUGAUCAUGCUAUCAUUUCUGUUAAGCCUACUGCAGAGACAUCUUGGAGCCAUGAAGUAUACUUGUUAUUUCCGGUUCAUUUGGAUGGAACAUUGCUAGAUAAUGCCAAAACAAAGAAAGCCAAGAAAGAGCACUAUUCUACCUCAGAUGUUCUUCAAAUAUUUCAGCAGAUCUUUAGGGCAUUAUCUUAUAUUCAUCGUUGUAUUGGAGUCUGCCAUCGAGAUAUCAAACCUCAAAAUCUAUUGGUCAAGACCUAUGGUUAUGAAAUGUCAGUAUGUUGUUCGAGGAGAGAUUGUUACACUUGCUCAGGUACUGUGAUUCUCAUUUAUAUUGUGUUGGUGAAAUCAGGUUUCAUUGAAAAGAAUUUGCAAAAAGAUUUGCUGGCCAAUCCAAGUGCUCAUUCUUUUGAUGAGGUAAAAAAGGCCAGCCAAAAUAGAUAUGUGAGUACCCAAAGAUAUGAAGGCAUGGAUUUCAAAUAUGAAGCUUAUCCAUGUGGCUGGUACCAAAGGGAAGGUAGUUUAUUAACUUUUGUGGUUGCCUUGUGUGCUUGGAAUGAAUCCAUCACGAGAAGUUCAAAUAGAUUUUCUUAAAUAUUGAUGUGUGGAAUGAAGAGGAUGAUUGCUCUCUUGCAGGAAUGAAGAGGAUGAUUGCUCUCUUGCAGGAAUGAAGAGGAUGAUUGCUCUCUUGGCAGGAAUGAAGAUGAUGAUUCCAUUAUGAAGAUGAAGGCUGCCCAAUUCUCAUCUCAUUAAACUCGAGUUCUUUAUACUCACUUAAUUUGGAGUCUACUGAUCUUGUUUUAGGAAUGCAUGGAAUUGUUGUUGAGAUUGGUUACUUUGUUUUAAACUCACUCUUUUUUACUAACUAAUGUCCUGAUGUUUAUAAUUUUGUAGCAAAUUUUAU
Molecule: messenger RNA, 1404 nt
Organism: Vicia villosa (hairy vetch)
Lineage: Eukaryota; Viridiplantae; Streptophyta; Magnoliopsida; Fabales; Fabaceae
Product: shaggy-related protein kinase alpha-like
Exons: 10
Coding region: 405-1094 (229 amino acids)
Biological process (GO): protein phosphorylation
Cellular component (GO): cytoplasm
Molecular function (GO): protein serine/threonine kinase activity; ATP binding
Source: RefSeq, a predicted model, not a curated record